AUGAAAUCUGCUCUCAUGAAUUCGGACGAACAAGAGCCUGAGAAGUAUUCCAUGAGACUAGGAUUAUUAAGUGGAAGUAAAAGGGGAAGAUCAUUGUCGCCUGUGUCACAGGAGUCUAAGAAAAGAAGAGCUUCACCCAUGAAUUGGUUAAUGCGUAGAAAGUCCUUUGAAAUCAAGCCUGCAGAAUCAACAUCCAAGGACCUUUAUACUCCAAUGGAAGAUAACUGGACUGAAUCCAAAACUCCUACGAAAGAUGCGUCCAUUGAGACAACAGGAUCUCCUUCGCUUUCGCCUUCUUCAAGAAUAAUUAUCUCAUCUGUUCCUGCUUCAUCGGACUUUUUUGAUGAUGAUUUAGUCCAGCCCGACAGGUCAUUAAAAGAUCUUCGUGCACAUUAUGGUCGACAAUUUGUCAGCCUUGUCUCAAUCUAUCUCAAGAAUAUUGAAAUCCACUUGAAAGACCUGGAUAUCUUGGUAAAGGAUAUCCACAAAGAUGAGGCGGGUUGCCGAACUCUAAUCAGCACCUCAAACCGUCCACCUUCACCAAUUGCCAAAGUACUAAAGGUCUGCAGAUCUAUCACCGCUGAUGAUGCUAAAAAGCAAUACUCUAAUGAAUGGUAUAGGAUCAUUUACAUCAUGAUUAACUACCUUAUAAAUGAAAAACGCUACCGUUACAAGCAAAUCUUCCGAAGAAAUGCGGUUGUUCGGCACGUGAAAUUACUGGAAACGGAAAUGUUACACAGAAUUAAACGGGAAGAGAGGCCUUUGUUAUCUAAGGAAUGUGUUCUGAAAACAGGUGGUGAAAUAGUUAGUCUCCUAUCACAACACGAUGCAGGCGCAGUGGCAAAUGUAUUGACACGUAUUCUGAAAGCCAAUGGACCACUCUUUCCGGAGAAGCUUCACUAUCUCCUAAAACAACUCUACAAUCCUAAAGUGGAAUUCACUCCUGAACACGAGGGGGAGAUAACAGUGCAGUGUCGGGCUUUGCGACUCCUCUUGCAGCUAGCUCCGAGCAAUCACUUGGAGUACAUUUAUCGACCUUUGGGACACUUGUUAGCCCUCAUUACAGAGGAACCGGUUUGUGAGGUGAAACCAGAAGAUACAGGGGUGCUUUUUGGUCCAGCGUUCAUGGUUAGCGAUAAUGCUCCAUUGAGUGAUUUGCAAGACGCGAAAAAUUUCUAUCCAGUGCGUUUACUGGUUGAAAUCUCAAAGAAAGAUAUGCCUCCGAGUGGUUCCAAUAUUAUUGAACCUUUCCGACUACCAAGUCUAUUCCUAGCUGACUGUCAGAAAAACCUCUUCAGUUUACAGACUGAAACAAGUCCAGCAAUGAAAUGCAGUUUCCGAUAUAACAGUAGGGGCAGUCUAGAUAGUGCUUCAGGCAAGUCGCCGUUGAAGUCACCAAAGCGGAAACUCUUCGAUUGGUCUUCGCCCUCGGAAGUUCAAAAAUCCCCCAAACCAAAGUUACAACCGCCUUCACUUUUACUUGACACAACUAACCUCGAGUCUCCUCUUAGUCUUCAUACUCCCAAGAAUCGGUUGAAUUCUCCCAGGAAUUUUCAAGUCAAAAGAAACGUUUUUGGCCAAGGUCCGCUGAAAUCUCAUUUAGUUCGUGAUAAAUCUACUGGUAAACAAGGAGGCACUCACUAG
Molecule: messenger RNA, 1644 nt
Organism: Rodentolepis nana
Lineage: Eukaryota; Metazoa; Platyhelminthes; Cestoda; Cyclophyllidea; Hymenolepididae
Source: the annotation of a GenBank genome assembly